AUGGCGAGAGAGAGCCUGGAAUCCAAAGAACGAAUUCAUGUUUGCCUUCGGGUCAAACCAAUUUUAGAGUUGGAAAAAGAACAUGAUACUCAGGGUUGUGUUUCUGUCGUUGACUCAACAAGUAUUAUAUUAAAAGCUCCUAAAGGCUCCAAGACAUUUCGCCUUAGUGAAAAAAACCUGCGGCAAUUGGUGCAGAAAUAUACUUUUUCCCAGGUAUUUGGGCCCAAAACAACACAAGAAGAACUCUUUGAUGGUGCUGUGAAGCAGCCUAUGUUGGAUUUCCUAAAGGGACACAGUCGACUAAUAUUCACUUACGGUGUUACAAAUGCUGGGAAAACACAUACCUACCUAGGUACAGAUGAAGAUAAAGGCAUUCUCCCCAGGAGUCUGGAUAUGUUAUUUCAAAGCAUUGAAAACAAACUGUAUCCAGAUAUGAAUCUCAAGCCCCAUCGAUGUAGAGAUUAUAGAAAUCUGUCUAAAGAAGAAGUCCGAGAAGAAAUAUCUCUAAAAAAUUCAUUGCUUCGCCUCCUGAAAGAGGUAGAUUGCAACAGCAACAGUAGUAGAACAACAGAUAAUUGUGAAGAUAAGAAAGAACCAGAAAAAGAAGCAGACCAGUCUGACUUCGAAGACCAGAGUGGUGUAAAAUUCUCAGUCUGGGUUUCUUUUUUUGAAAUUUACAAUGAGUGCAUUUAUGACUUAUUGCUUCCAAUAUCUAACGACAAGAAGAGAAAAAUGCUGCGCUUGGCCCUGGACAUAAAAGAGUAUUCCUAUGUAAAAGAUCUACAAUGGAUUCAAGUUUCAAACUCAAAAGAAGCUUAUAAACUCAUGAAAGUAGGCUUGAGACAUCAGAGCUAUGGUUCCACAAAACUGAAUGCCAACUCAAGUAGAAGCCACAGCAUAUUUACUGUGAAAAUGCUAAAAAUUGAUUCAGAAACCAUGCGUGUGUUGCAAGUCAAUGAAUUAUUUCUCUGUGAUCUUGCUGGCUCAGAGCGCUGCACGAGAACCUGCAAUAAAGGGGAAAGAUUAAAAGAGAGUGGAAACAUUAACACUUCAUUGCUUAUUCUAGGCAAAUGCAUCGGUGCCUUAAAAUCCAAUCAACAAACAAAGCUACAACAGCACAUUCCCUUUCGGGAAAGCAAGCUCACUCACUUCUUCCAAGGUUUCUUCAGCGGCAAAGGAAAGGUUUGCAUGAUAGUUAAUGUCAGCCAGAGUCCCUCAGCGUACGAUGAAACUCUCAACGUGCUCAAGUUCUCAGCAAUUGCUCAAAAGGUCAUGGUACUGGAUCCUGAGUCUCCCCAAGUAGAGAGAGUUGACCAGGUGUCCUCCAUCAAAACAGAGUCCGAAAGUAUCCUUGACGAUGGCAUGCGUUUACCCACGAAGAGAGCAACUAUAUUUUGGGAGGGGACUCUGGAAGAUGUGAUGGAAGAUGAAGAAGAGCUGGUGGAAGAUGGCAAUGAAGAACACCAGGGGGAUUGUUUGGCGGAUGACACACAUGCAAAGGAAGCUGACCCAACCGAUGAGACGGAAAGUCAACUCGAAGGCGAAGAUAGUGAUAUCAUUAUCAAAAAAGAAGAAUAUCAGAAGUUACUUUAUAUAAUUGAUGAAUUGAAGAAUAAGUUGAUAGAGGAAAAAAAAGCUAAGCUGUACACAGAGCUAAAAAUUCGCAAAGAAGUUACUCAAGAAUGUUUCCAGUACUUCUGUGCAAAGGAGAGUGACCUCAAGAAGAUCUUUAGCGAUAAAGAAGAAAUAAUGGCAACCACGUGUGAAGAGCGGAUGAUCAUUUACAAGGACCUGGUGAAGGACUGUAUUGCACUCCCAGAUGGCCAAGGAGGAGCAGAAGAGACGCUAAAAGAGGGUGAAAAAGCAGGAGGUGAAGGUGGAGAACCUGGAAGCGUGGCUGAUCUCCCCAGUAUGGUGGGGUCACUGCAGCAGAACGUUGCUGAUAUUAAGCAACAGGCAGAAAUGGCGUUCAACAUGCUUGAUGCUUUGGAAGAGCCUCAGCUGACCAUUGAGCGACUUGAAAAGCAGUUGGCUGACGUUACAGCGGAGCUGGCUCACACUCGAGAAGACCUUUGUAGCAAGAAUAAAGCAGCGGUAAUGCAAGGAGAUAAACUGAGUGAAUCUACUAAAGUCCUUCAAGAUGCUACUGAGAAAAUGGCUCUACAGAACAAACACAUUCAGGAGCUGAGUCAAGCUGUGAAAGAAAAGGACAAAGAAAUUAGUCAGCUACAAACUCUGGUUGCUCACUUGGAAACUACCAUAAAAGAUUCUGAGAUCACCAUUGCCACUAUAAAACAGCAAAUAGAACAAGAAAACUGCAGUGAAUCCAAGGAGAAAAACAUUGGCUCAAGAAGGAAACGGUAUUUAGAAAGGGAUGAAGAAGGCCCCCCUUCAAAGCAAGGAUUCAUUCACAGCAGUUCUAAAGAUGCCAUAGUCUCAGAGAAAGCUGAUGAAACACAACCCCAUCCUUUGAAGGAAAAGGGAGACAUGGUGGCCUUGGAGGAAAGAAAUAAAAUGCUAGAAGUUCAGGUGGCCUCACUUAAAGAAAAGUUAGAAAAAGAGAAAAAUGAGAAGGAGGGAUUUUCCAGUGAAAUUGCUCGAUUGUCUCAAGCUCUUUCUUCCGAAAAGGAAAGAGUUUCUGGCUUGAAAAGGGAGCUCCAGCAACAGCAGAUAAUUCAGGAGCAGGCAACACUUGAAUUAGCUAUGCUGAAAGAGAGAAAUAAAGGUCACGAGGAGAAAAUUCGGAUUCUGCUUCAAGAGAUAGGUGCUGCUAGCCAAAUAACUGUAGAAGAAAAAUCACAGGUAAAGACACUUGAAGCAGAACUGGGUUUAUUGAACAGGUUAGGGUCAGCUUGCCCUAUGGUAGAUGUUGUCUUGGCAAAUCAAGAAAAUAUAUCAAGAGACAAGCUUUUGCCAACUCCUGUUAACGCUGAUGAAAAGAGCUCGUUCCAUCGUAGCAUUGAAGGCAUCUGGAAAAUCAGCCAGGAGAUCAUUAAUGCCUCAUCCCAAAAAAGCAGUAGUAUUGCAGACCUCAUGCAACAGGUUGAGCAGUUACGGAUGAAAACUUCGGAGGCCGAUGAGGAGAAUUCUCAGCUGAAAUUGAAACUGAGAGAAACUAUAAGUCAGAGAGACGCAUUUGUGCAGGAGAAGACAUCCCUCCUUAAUCAGCUGAGGGACCUAGAGCAGAAAAAUACUUUUUAUGUUGAAAAAUAUAAGGAAGAGGAAAAUAGAGCGGUUGAGAAAAUAAAAACGAACGAGGACUUAUUAGAAGAGUGUAGGGCAAAAGAUGUCAGAAUAGUUUCUUUAGAACAAAUAGUGAAAGAUAAAGAGUCAGCCAUUUUAGUGAUGAAACAAUCCAUUCAAGACAUGGAGGAGAAGCUUGGCAUUUCGGAAGCUAAAAUCGGAAAAUUCAUGGAUCAGGAAUCACAACUGAGGGUGGAAGUUGUAGACCUGAAGAGACUGAAUGAAGUUGGAAGAGAAAAGUUAAAGCAAGUCACCAAAGAAUUGAAAGAAGAGCUAUCAAAGAGUACCGAUCUUUCUUCCCGCCUGCAAGCAGAAAUCCAGCAGAAAGAUGAAGAAUUUGCAGAUCUGAAGGAGAAGUUGGCUGAUAGCAAAAAGCAGAUUGAACAGGUUCAAAGACAGGUGGGCAGCAUGCGUGCUGAAGAGAAAUUGCUGCGGAGUAAAGUUAAUGAACUUGAGAAGGCCAAAGGCCAGCUAACUGAAGAGCUGGAUCUCAAGCAGCGGACAAUCCAGCAAUUUAAGAAGGACAAUCUAAGUAAGAAGCUGGAGGACUUGUUACAGCAGUACCAGAAUUCAUGUGAAGAUGUGCUUUGCAAAGAGAAGAUCAUUGACGACAUGAGACUGACCUUAGAGGAACAAGAACGGACUCAGUAUGAACAAGAUCAAAUUCUUCAGGCCACGCUAGCAGAGAAUGAAAGGUGUAAAGCAGAAUUGAAAGAAUGGGAAAAAAGAUACCAGGAGCUAAAGGAGCAGAAGAAUGAUAUGAGGCCACAAGACAUUAAUGAAGGCUGUGAAAAAGACGCCAACUUGCUUCACAAACAAUUAAAAGAAUUGCAAGAGAAAUUGGAGGAAUGCGAAGAACAGCAUGAAACAGAUCGUAGGAAGUGGCUGGCAGAAAAGACGCACCUUAUAACUCAGGCGAAAGUAGCGGAAACUCUCCGUAACAAGGAGAUGAAAAAAUUUGCUGGAAAUAAAGACUCUUAUGCCAAGCAACUCAAAGAAGCAGAAAAACGUGCGGCAGAAAAAGACAAUGAGCUUCAAAGAUGGCGAGUAGAAAGAGACCAAUUGGUGGCAGCUCUGGAAGUUCAGCUGAGUUCUCUAAUCUCAAGUAAUGUACAGAAAGAUAAAGAAAUGGAAGAACUGAAAAAGAUGGUACCGCAAUCUUCUGGGAAGGAGCACAAAACUAUCGCUGAAGGAUUGCGAGAUGAUGAUUCCAAGAAACUAACGGAGAUUGGAUCUGAGAAUAUUGCCUCUGCAGGGUCGAAUGGAGCCGAAAAAACUCAGGUGGAAGAAUCCAGUGACUCUAAUCAGCAUGCCCUAUCUUCCUGUGAUAAGAAUGAUCCCAGGCCAGGAUCACAGAGGAGGCGGGACCCUGGUUUUGCUGACAGAUGCCCAUCAUCGGCUUCAAGUCAGCAAGAAACAGUCAUCUCUGACCAUGCUGCAAGACUUAGGAUUCUUAAAGAAAAACAAACUAACUUAUCAAAUUGCAACACUACUGUAAAUGGCUCAUCACUGCAACAGUCCAGCAAGGUAUCUUCAGGAGAUAAUAUUCAGGACCAACCGGAUACUGUCUUAGAUUCUUAUGAGGGUGAUCAAAUUAGCCGCUUUCCAAAACCUGAAUUGGAAAUUCAGUUUUCACCUUUGCAGCCCACUAAGCUGGAAGUAAAGCAUCAAGGAAGUCCUUCCACAGUGACUCUUAAGGUCCCAAGGACAAGGAAAAGGAAGAGCUGCACUAUGGAUGAGGACUCCUUGAAAAAUGAAAAUGAAAAGAAUAUAAAAUUGCCAGCUAAUAUGAAUGUGUGGUCUGAUUCAUUAACGAGACAAGGAAAAAAGAUUGCUCCUCCUAACCCCACUCUCAGAAAGAAUUAUUCCUUAAGAAAUAAAUAUUCAUCAAAUAUACAAUCCAUGGCAUCCCCAGGUGGAACCCUAUACAAAUUUGGUAAUCUCUUGCAGAAUUCCCCUACAAUCAUACAAACUAAAGCAAAGAAGCUGAUGGCAACAAUGAAAUCUCCCAAAUCUACUGAUGAAGAAGCUGUUAAGAAAAAUGAUGACAAACCCAAGAAAGCUAAGCGGAAGCUCCACUCAACCAACAUUUCUGCUCCCGUUGAAUUUUCUGGUCCCGCAAUCUUUGAAGAUCAAAAGGAAACCCAUCAUGAAAUCAUCAAACGACGUCUCCGAAUGAAAAAAUAAUAAUAUUCUUUUCAUGGAUAAUAUGUAUAGAAGUUAUCAAUGCUGUAACUAUUACUUUUCAAAAUGUCGGAUUUUGUUGAUAUUGCUGUAAAAAUGAGCGGAGGGAAAUUAAAA
Pseudonaja textilis is the source of this 5544-nucleotide messenger RNA. The record is from RefSeq and is a predicted model, not a curated record. Lineage: Eukaryota; Metazoa; Chordata; Lepidosauria; Squamata; Elapidae.